This is a messenger RNA of Anoplopoma fimbria (sablefish), 2310 nucleotides long. It is a transcript of the gene dr1, whose product is annotated as down-regulator of transcription 1. Gene Ontology annotation, biological process: chromatin remodeling; positive regulation of transcription by RNA polymerase II; negative regulation of transcription by RNA polymerase II. Lineage: Eukaryota; Metazoa; Chordata; Actinopteri; Perciformes; Anoplopomatidae. The transcript has 3 exons. The record is from RefSeq and is a predicted model, not a curated record. Gene Ontology annotation, cellular component: negative cofactor 2 complex. Bases 696 to 1226 code for a protein of 176 amino acids. Gene Ontology annotation, molecular function: core promoter sequence-specific DNA binding; protein heterodimerization activity; general transcription initiation factor activity.
UCCACAGAGAUGGACACUGGGGGAGACUAAACCCCGACGGUGGCAGUAAUCAACCGAAGAAGAAGAAGAAGAAGAAGAAGAACACCGCAUCCGGCUCUUUGUUCGACGUCAUUUCCGGAUACAUUUAAGCUAAUGCUACCCAGAACACAAAAUCGCAAAUGAACUGCUUACAGCUGUGAUAUGUUUGACAUGUGAGGCUCAGUCAGUCAUCGCAGGGAAGAGUGUCUCUCAGUGCUGUGACUUCAUUCUGUCGUCUCUACCUGACAGCCUCUCAGUCACACAUGCUCAUUGUUAGCCUAGCGUUAGCCUAGCUUUAGCUUUAGCCAUGCUCUCACUCCGCUCUCACUGGUCUUCUGGUUUGCGGCUUGCUUGUGACAGGGACCGCAGCUACUAGCUAGCUUGGUAGCUAGCUAGCUUGGACACCCCCAGUAUUAACGUUUUUGUCUUCUUAUUUGUUCGUUUUUUUGGACAUUGCGUCUUUACAGGAACCGCACAGCGUUUGUUAGCUCAGUUAGCAAGCUAGCCAACCGGCUUAUUGUGAGGAAACGUCUUUUUCUCUCGAUGACAUUUAAGUCUGUGUGGACGUUGCCUUGAGCCGGGCAGUAACCUCCCUCCACCGACGUGGGCUCGUCAUCGUCUGCCAGCCCGUUUACACCACCCGGAUCCUUCGUUUCUGUGGUCGUUCCUCUUCCACGAUGGCUUCUUCCUCUGGAAACGACGACGACCUCACCAUCCCCAGAGCAGCCAUCAACAAGAUGAUUAAAGAAACCCUCCCCAACGUACGAGUGGCCAACGACGCCAGGGAGCUUGUGGUUAACUGUUGCACAGAGUUCAUACACCUCAUAUCCUCUGAAGCCAAUGAAAUAUGCAACAAGUCGGACAAGAAGACCAUAUCUCCUGAGCAUGUCAUCAAUGCUCUGGAGAGCCUUGGUUUCGCAUCAUACAUCACGGAGGUGAAGGACGUCCUGCAGGAGUGUAAGACUGUAGCUCUGAAGAGGAGGAAGGCCAGCUCUCGACUGGAGAACCUGGGCAUCCCAGAGGAGGAGCUCCUCAGGCAACAACAGGAGUUGUUUGCAAAGGCGCGGCAGCAGCAGGCGGAGCUCGCCCAGCAAGAGUGGCUACAGAUGCAGCAGGCUGCCCAACAGGCACAGAUGGCGGCAGCAUCUGCCAGCGCCGCCCAACAGGCCGGUUCCUCUCAGGAUGAAGAUGAAGAGGAAGACAUGUGAUCACAUGACGCCACUCCGCUCGUCCGAAUCCCCUCCUGGGACAGCGCUGGCACACAAAUUCCUCAGUGCUGUCAUCGGCAGAGACAUGAGGCGUGUUUGACCGCCGGUAUAAAUCAGUGUAACAUGGAUAAUGCACAUUGGAAUGGACACUGAAGAUAAAGAUGACGAGGGAUUCCAAGAUAGCCUCACGUUCAGACACCAGAACCUGAAAAUGAUUUGGAAUGAGAGGCUGCAAAGUUAUUGAUCAGCAUCAUCUUCCCUCCCCCCUUCCCCCCUCAAAUGCUUCUGUUUAAUUAUGUCUUGAUAUUACGUUGUGAGUAAUUUGUAGAUUUCUGGAUGUGUUGUGGACACUGCGGGCAGACACUGCCUCGAAUAUGUCAGUGAAUUUUGGUGAUAUUGCAACAAGUGUUCGCACCUUCGGGUACUGCACCAGAUAGCUUACUUAUGUUAUCCGUUGUACUAGAUCCCUUCUGGUGGUUUAGGAGAACUGCUUUAGAAUAAUUUCAGAGCAGUCGAUUUCUCCUUUCUUGUGGUUUGAUGGUCACUUUUACAGAAAGGGUUUUCUUUAUCCCCUCUUGAUGUAUUUGUUCAACAGAGGAUAAUUUGAGGGGUUGUGAAUAUAGGACUUAUUUUGUUAUGUAGAGAAAUAAAAGGACAUUUUGGUUAAUUUUAGCUCAAUCAGCUUUAUGUUGCAUUUCCUUUCUACCUUGAACCACCCGCAGUAUUGCAAAUUAGCUACACGUUUCAGAAACUGUAUAUUUUUGUCUCAUAGAACCAAAGACAGAGGACAGACUAACAGCCCAGAGUUAGUGUUUUUUUUAAAGGUGUAGGUGCUGGGGUGAUUCUCGUCACUGACUCCGGGUCAGUAUAAAUAAUGUUAAGGAUUAUUAACCUUCGACUUUGUAAGACGCUUUGAUAUCCAGGCUGAAUUUGUUAUUUCCCCUUUCUUCGGGUGCAGUAUCAAACAUUUGCAUUGUGACUGUGGUCGGUCCACAGUGUAAAGACAAGUAACCUAGUUGUGAUACACAUUCACUCGCCUAUGCUACGAAGUUGUAUUCUUUAAGCAAUAAAGGAAUCAUAUUUU